Molecule: messenger RNA, 744 nt
Organism: Insectozyma verbasci
Lineage: Eukaryota; Fungi; Ascomycota; Pichiomycetes; Serinales; Debaryomycetaceae
Source: the annotation of a GenBank genome assembly
AUGUCUAGAUCAUCAACCCACACUAAUACAUUCGUAUCAGUACAUAAUAAACUACACACAGAACAAUUGAAAACCAUACAUUUAUAUGAUAUAACACAUGAGGCUCAAAACAGUCUAAUUCCACAAUUAUCAAAUUAUUAUUCAAAUUUAUAUUAUGCAACGGCCGAAAAGAAUCAAAUUAAUAUCCCACAAAGUAUAGAACAAAAAUUUUGUGAAAAAUGUUUAAGUUUAUUUAUUCCUGGAUAUAACGUAAUUAUUCGAAUCAAAUAUAAUAAAAAUGGAGGGAGAAGGUUACGAUUUCGUUGUUUAUCUUGUCGACAUUUACAAUAUGAUGAUAGAAUACAACAAGGUAAUAAAAGGAGAAAGAGAGAUAAUGAUGAUUCGAAGUCUGAUGUUGAAAUUAGAAUUCAUAGACAUGAUAGAGAAGGUACUGUUGAAACUGAAAAUACUGAACAAUCUGUAAAUGAAGAUGAGAAUGACGAUGAGAAAAUGUUUAGAAGUGAGAAUGGUAAGGUGAAAGAAACGGAGAGAGAGAAGAAGAGAGCUGAAAAGCUUAAGGUUAAAGAACCAAUGAAGGAGAAAGAGAAAGUUGAAGAAGUUAAUGAGAAAAAUUUGAAAAGUAAAGAGAGGAUGAAGAAACGUAAACAGAGUAGUAGUUUGUUAACUAUGUUACAAAAUAAAAGGGAUGAAGAAUCUAAGAAUUCAAAAUUAAAUUCCUUAAGUUUGAUGGAUAUACUUCAGUGA